Andrographis paniculata is the source of this 1408-nucleotide messenger RNA. Its product is annotated as sinapine esterase-like. The record is from RefSeq and is a predicted model, not a curated record. The coding region runs from base 59 to 1297 and encodes 412 amino acids. NCBI's taxonomy places the organism in Eukaryota, Viridiplantae, Streptophyta, Magnoliopsida, Lamiales, Acanthaceae. The transcript is spliced from 4 exons. Gene Ontology annotation, molecular function: hydrolase activity, acting on ester bonds.
AAUAUAUUACAAUUGGCUGUAUGUCGUAUUCUCUAUAUGGAUAAAGCUUGAUAAAUUAAUGGCUCUUGCACAAGCUGUUGCUGUUGCUGUUCCUUUUUUCUUCAUCGUAGUAGCAUCGUCUUCCUCGGCAGCACCUGCAGAUUCCUUGUUCGGAUGCUAUGAUUCAAUUGUUAGCUUCGGCGAUUCGCUAUCCGACACCGGAAAUGGUCUUCUCCCCGAGCUACACCAGGGUCCGUGCCUCGCUUGUAACCCGCCCAAUGGCCGGACUUACUUCCACCGCCCUACCGGAAGAUUCUCCGACGGCCGCAUCGUCAUCGAUUUCAUCGCACAGAGCCUGGGGCUGCCUCUGCUCCAACCUUACUUUCCCGAAGCUUACGAAGAUGCGGCGCAACGUCGCCGGACCUUCAGCGCCGGAGUGAAUUUCGCGGUGGCCGGAGCUUCGGUGCUUUCGUACGAGUUCUACGAUAAGAUUUUUGGAUAUCAGAAUCCGUACACCACUGUCUCUCUGGGAACUCAAAUGGAAUGGUUCCGAACCUUUUUGGCCGGAUUUCCAGAUGGUCGAAAGUAUUUGGAAAGAUCUUUGAUUAUAUUGGGGCCGAUAGGAGGCAACGAUUACAACCAUCUUUUCAUGCAAGAGAGGAGUCUUAAUGAGCUGCGAUCGUUGGUUCCUAUAGUUGUUAGCAAAAUCGGAUCCACAAUUCAGGCAUUUUGUUCCCAAACUCGUCUUGUAAUCGGAGCUUAUCAAAUUAACAUGAUUCUGAUUAUGAUGAUGAUGAUGAUGCAGGAAUUGAUUGAGCUUGGAGUUAUCACAAUUCUUGUCCCAGGAAACCUUCCUUUUGGUUGCUUGCCUAGUUAUCUAACACAAUAUGAGAAUGACUAUGAUCCGCAAAUUGGUUGUCUCUCUUGGUUGAAUCAGUUCUCCCGUUACCAUAACGAUCUUCUCCAAAAGGAACUACAGAGAAUAAGAAAACUUCAUCCUCAUGUAAACAUAAUGUAUGGAGACUAUUAUAACGACGCAAUGCGAAUGUACCUCUCCCCCAACCAAUUCGGAUUUGGGAACCAAAUUCUUAGGUCUUGUUGCGGAAUAGGAGGACGUUACAACUACAACGAAUCUGCGCGAUGCGGCACUCCUGAAGCAACAUGCUGUGAUGUUCCGUCGGAAUACAUUAAUUGGGAUGGGAUACACUUCACUGAGGCAGCCAACAGUUUGAUGACCCAAGGAUUGCUCCAAGGAUCCUAUACAGAUCCUCUUUUCUCGACCAUUUGCCUUAGUUCCACAUCCAUUGCCAACUACUAAGACCCGACUCGAUGUAUCUGUGCAGUGAAAGUUUGCUAUAAAGUCAUGCACAAUUGAUGAUCUUGUCACAGUUAAUUGUGAUGUAUAUCUAGGCACUUCAAUUGGUUUGCA